GUCACUAUGUAUAAUACCUUCCAUUCGAUAGCUUCCGGUUAAGAUUAUAUUAUACUAUACUGUCUAAUUCUCCAAAUAUCCUCAUUAACUAAUUAAAUACCCUGAAGUUUUUUUUUGAAUUAUGUAUUGAUUUGUUCGAUUACUUGAAGACUGGUUAGCAUUUGGCAUUUGUAAAGACAAUGGAAUGGGAAAGUCCAGACCAAAAUUCUGGGGAGAAGAAUAAUAAUUCCGAGAACGACGAGCGCAAGACAUGGAGAUCAAGUAGUAAAUGUUAGUCUAUAGUUUGAUUAUUUUUUCUUUUUGAACCUGAUGUAGGAUAUUAUACGACUGGAAGUAGAGCCAAAUAGCAGCAAGUAAUUCCUAGCUUUUCUCAGCUCAUUUUCUUAUCUGCUUUUAUGGUCUUGCCCAAUUACAGCGUGAAGACGAGCAUAUUGCUGUUAAGAGUGACAUAAAAUUAUUUAAAAAGAUGUAAUAUACAGUAGCCUCUCUAUUUAUGCUUCAAAAUUAUAAAUAUUUAAAUUAUACAUUACAAAUAUUGUCUAUAUUUAAAGAGAUACAAAAAGAAAUAUUCCAGUAAAUACAACGACCUUUCCUUUAUACCUUAAAUAUAUUUCGAAGAAGAAAGUUUAAUUGUAGAAUAUAUUUUCUGUUUCAGUAAUGAGUUGCCUGACUGACGAAGGAUAUACUAAUGAAGUCUGGCCGAGACUAAAAACCUCUAUAAAUGAAUUGCUUGUUUCACAAGAUCGACGUUACGUUAAUAUAAGCUAUGAGCAAAUGUAUACCUGCGUUUAUAAAUGCGUUUGCUCCCAUAAGUCUGAAAAACUAUAUACGGAUUUGAUGGAAAUACUAACAAAUUACUUAAUAACUAAUUCCAAUGAAAUUGGGAAUUUUUCUAAGGUUUCAACUUCAGCUAAAUUCGUCGAGAAAUUUCAUCAAUUUUUAUGCCAAUAUUUAAGUGCUUUGAACGGAAUCGUGCCCAUAUUUAAUUACAUGAACAAAUUCUACAUUGAACUUCAGUUGCGAACAGAUUUGAAUAACGAGCUGUAUGCAUUGUUUGUUAAGCAUGUUGCAGACAGACACGAGCAGCAUUUGUUUGCUUGUAUACAAGAAGUUAUGAACCGUCCUUUCGAAACUACGCCUUUAAUUCUCCAUCAAAUAGUUAAGAACCUACAUAAUCUGAAGCCUGAAUAUGCUCUAAGUCGACCCCAGAUCUUCUCAAAGUACAUUCCCAAUUGUCUUCCACCAGCUCAGGUAGAAGAAUUGGAUCAAUAUAUAGAAGAAACAAAAAGAAUGCAACGGGAUCUUCACUCUCACCCUCAUUUUACUUCAGGUGAUCAAAGUCGAAAGAGACAAGUUGAUUGUAUGGACUGA
This is a messenger RNA of Dimorphilus gyrociliatus, 1371 nucleotides long. NCBI's taxonomy places the organism in Eukaryota, Metazoa, Annelida, Polychaeta, Dinophilidae. The record is from the annotation of a GenBank genome assembly.